ACCAAAGCAAUCCUCAUUUCCCUCCAAAUUCCAAUUCAAUAUACAUACAUAUAUAUCCCUCAUCAAGUUCUCUCAGAUGAUCAACACUAGUUUCUCUCUCUAAAACAAACUUUUUAGCUCUCCGAUUUGCAGAGCAAUCUAAUCACAUUCUCUCUCAUCUGUUUCGUCAGAAGUCGAAGAAGGCAACGAACAAAGAUGGAAGACUAUUUGCUUUACAUGAAGACAUUACGCUCUCAAAUGAACGAUGUGGAGGAUCAAGCGACGAAGAUAUCAGUUGAAGAGCAAAUGCAAAUUACUACAAUUCAAACUCUACAGAAAGACCUUGAUUUAGCUCAUUCCGAUAUCAAGCAACUUAAAGAGGAAACUGACCAGAUGGUGAAGGCUGAGGGACAGAUUUGCGCCCAGAUUUUGGAAAAACAGAGAAAAAUUGCCUAUAUGGAAUCUGAUUCAUCCACACUUUCCCAGACGCUGGAGCUUAUUCAACAAGAAAGAGUCAGUUUGUCAGCGAAAUUUGUGGAGAAAAGCACUUAUUAUACUAAGGUUUUUGAGAACAUCAAUGCCAAAUUACAAGAACAACAGGAUUGGAUGAACUCUUACAAACUUAGUUCAACCGUUGGGCAGCAUGGUUUGAUCAAGGAUAAAACUGGUGAGCAAAUAGGUGAAACUGAAGGGAAGUGUAGUAUUGAGAGCUAUAUCAUUUCAGAAAAUGUGGAUCAUGUGAAGAACCUAGUGACUAAGUUACAGUCUGCUAAAGCUAAGUUUGAUUUGGUGACACAAACAAAAUCCAAAUUUGUUUUGGAGAAUAGCAAGGUAAAGCAAUCUGUUGAGCUAGUGAAGUGCCGGAUAAGUGAUUUUAAGCCAGAGCUCUGGGCAAUGAAUGUGAAGACCCUGGAAGAGGAAUAUCAAGCUCUCUUAUCUGACAGAGCUGGAGAAACUGAGUAUUUGCACUCUCUGCAGCAGCAAUUUGAGAGACUGAAGGAUAUUUCUCAUGUAGUUAAAUGUGCUUGUGGAGAGGAAUACAAUGUAGAAGUGGAUCUUUUGUCAAUAGCAAAAAAAAGGCAUGCAGUCAACUCUGCAUAACUAAGGAGGCGAGGAAAAGGAAUCAAAAUUCAUGUAGAUUAGAAUUUGAUGAUUCAGCAUUGUCACUGGAUAGGUAAAUGCAUAAACAUUUUUGUUAAAACUAACUGUGCAAAAUGAGUGAUGGAACUGCUAUAGUUGUUUCAAUAAAGCAAAACGAGGCACAACUGCAGAAUGCCUUUAUCCAAUCCUGUAUAAAUUUUUUGUUGAAGAAAUAUUACACAUCAUCACAUCAUAAAGCUGUUUCUUUAUUUUCUGA
Camellia sinensis is the source of this 1336-nucleotide messenger RNA. RefSeq names its product tropomyosin. The record is from RefSeq and is a predicted model, not a curated record. NCBI's taxonomy places the organism in Eukaryota, Viridiplantae, Streptophyta, Magnoliopsida, Ericales, Theaceae.